Messenger RNA from Cladocopium goreaui, 1434 nucleotides. The record is from the annotation of a GenBank genome assembly. Lineage: Eukaryota; Dinophyceae; Suessiales; Symbiodiniaceae.
AUGGCUGUGUCGAUCCGAAUGGGGCUGCCGCUUUCAGUUGCCCAAAUUAUUGGGGCUGAUACAUGGAAAGGGGGGGCGUUGGUUCAGUUGGAAGACACCUUGACACGUCCAGUUGCUCAAGACAUCAUAGUGAACUAUUCCUGGGUCAAACCGUUUGUUCAGCGGUUCAGGAGCAGCGUGCCGUCAGUGUUUUUUGUGACUGACGUAUUCUUGUUUCUUGACAAGCUCUACCAGUCCAAACUACUCAUUCCCCUAGAGGCUGGGGACUCGAAGCAAAGCGUAGCGGGUUUGGAGGCCAACAAGAUAAAACUCUUAAUAGGAGCGCUUCGAGCCCUUUGGAGAAGCAGUAAGACCGGUGGCCACCCACGCGUCCACGAAUUGAAGGGUUACCUGGAAGCUUCGCCUACGCGUUCCAAGGCUCGACCUCUUGAAGAACUUGCUGAACCUGCUGAACCUGAUGAGCAAGAUGCAGGGGAAGUUGAAGCAGAAGAUGCGGGUGAACAUGGAGAAGCGUCUGGGGAAAGUGAAGGGUCUGGGGAAGAGUCUCAGUCUGGGGAUGAGCGUGAAAAUCAUGAGAGUGAUGAUGGCGAGGUUCCUGAAGGUGAAGUUGAUGAUCAUGCUUCUCAGAAUGGGGAUGGGAAGGCUAGUGAUGGCGUGCUGAGUCAAGCUACCCUUACUCUUGAUGAUUGCCAUGAUGCCGUGGAUGAUGGAAAUGAGUAUGAGAACACUGGUGAUCCACAGUCCCCUGUGCCUAGCCCUACCCCUGGCACCAUCUCUGAUGUCAGCGACGAUGAACCUGAGGGGCCUGAGAGUUGUGAGUUGGUUCGCACUCCGGAGCCGAAAGGUUGGAGGGAGGAACUUUUUACAACACCCCAGUUUGGCAAUUCGGGGCCAAGGAGGAGUGAGAUUGUGGAAAUGGGCCUGGCCCUCAUGGAGCAUCCCCGCCUGGUGGAUUACAUGGACCAUUGCGAAUGGGCCUUUGCGCGCUUUGGGGUGAGGGCAUCUACGUGGUUGUCCACACCUGACUAUUUUCAGCAAUGGGAGGAAAGGUACAAGGAACUUGGUAACAAGGUGCUUGAGAUAUGGGUGUUGAUGUCAAAGAAUUUGACUCGUUGCCUUGUUUGGCAAACUUCUUCCAAUGUUUGCCAAGUGUUUUUGAACCUGCUUGCCUUUCAACCUGCUUGCCUUUCAACCUGCUUGCAGGUGCUCACCCCAAAAGAUUCAGCUGCCUUAUCCCGUUCUUGCGAAGAUGCAGUUGCUGCUGAAGUUGAGUUCAUGGAAGAGCACAAGCGCAAUGAAAAGGCAUCCAAUUUGAAUUUCAUAUUUGUUGAGGGUUUCGUUCUUCAUGGGGUUCAUCUGCAAAAUAUAACCCGGGGAAGGGUAUGCUGGAUAGUUAACUGGAACAUAUUUUCACAAAACAGUUUAACAGGUUAA